This is a messenger RNA of Callithrix jacchus (white-tufted-ear marmoset), 492 nucleotides long. Lineage: Eukaryota; Metazoa; Chordata; Mammalia; Primates; Cebidae. The record is from RefSeq and is a predicted model, not a curated record.
GUCCGAGCUGCACAUCAAGAACCUGAACAUGGAGGCCGACCCCGGCAAGUAUGCGUGCAACGGCACCAGCUCCGAGGGCACCGACCAGGCCGUCAUCACGCUGCGCGUACGCAGCCACCUGGCCGCCCUCUGGCCCUUCCUGGGCAUCGUGGCUGAGGUGCUGGUGCUGGUCACCAUCAUCUUCAUCUACGAGAAGCGCCGGAAGCCCGACGAUGUCCUGGAUGAUGAUGACGCAGGCUCCGCACCCCUGAAGAGCAGCGGGAAGCACCUGAACGACAAAGGCAAGAACAUCCGCCAGAGGAACAACUCCUGAGCCAGGUGGCCCGAGGACGCUCCCUGCUCCCAUGUCUGCUGCAACUGGAGCCCACUCCCAGUGCUUGCAAGAUUCCAAGUUCUCACCUCUUAAAACCCACCCCAUAGAUUCCCACGAUACGCUUCCCUCUUCUUUUUUUUUUUCUUCCUUAAAAAGUAGGGUUUUGUAAAAAAAAAAAA